AGGGCCCAUGUUGUAAAUAAACUUGACGUUUAUGUUGCUCAAUUGUUUUGUUUUUUUGGGGGUGGUUUUUUUUACGUUUACCAACGUAUAUUUUUCGGUCAAAUCUAAAUGGAGGACAGAAAUGACUUAGAACAUUUCAGAAGAACUUGGACCAAAGAGCUAAACCAAAGAAAAAGUCUGCAAUGUCAACAAAAAAGAGAAAACCAGGAACUUGCUUCCACGGAAUCGGCCGAAAACGAAUUGUCUGUCACAAACACAGCGUCCAGUUCCUCAAAUGGCUCGAUGCCUAACCACUGUGAAAUAAUUGGUAACAGAGACUCUAGCACAUGUGUAGUCAGUAAUGCUUCUGUAAAAUCACAUAAUCUGCAUAGAGAUAAAUCUGGCACACUGCAAUCAAACAACAAGAAUAUGCUUGAACAAAUUCAAAGAGGAAGAGGUGAAAACUUCUUGGCAGAAAAUAAUAUUGUUAAUAAUGACACUGAAACAGAAGGAUAUUAUCCAUUCAUAUUAUUGGGUAAAAUGCUGAAAAAUAGCACAGAAGAUUUAUCGCCAAAGAAAAAGACCAAAAACCUUUUAUCUCCAAAUACAAAAAGGAAAUAUUUUGAUAGUGACGAGGAGGAGAUGACAGUUCUGAUUGAGUCUUCAUCCCAGCAUCGGAAGAAAAAAGAACCAAAAUCAAUUAUAACAAAAGAAAUAAAGUCUAAAUGUAGUAACCCUUUGAAGAAAGAGCGAUUUCUUGACCUUUUUGUUGCCGAUUUGGAUGAAAUCAAUGAAAUCCCUUUCUUUGACACAAAUUUACCUAGAGAAGUUGCUAUUAAAAUAUUCAACCAUUUAAGUGUAGUUGACCUGUGCAGAUGUUCCCAGGUUAGUAAAAGUUGGAGAAGUUUAGCAGAUGACGAGUUGCUAUGGUGUCAAAUUUGUCAUAAAUUGGGGUAUGAAGGGGAGAUAACCACUAAAGAAAAGAUGGGAUGGAAGAAUUCAGUACGACAGUAUGCACAGAGAAAGAAAACACUUAUUACUAAUUGGAAGGGAAGAACUGGUAAAUUUCAUCAGUUACAACAUGUACAAGGUGGUAUUCUAUGUUCAGUUGAUUCAUACCAAGAUCUUAUAGUAGCUGGAUAUACAAAUUGUGAUGUAAAGUUAUGGAAUAUGGCCGAGGAUGACAGUGUAACAUUUCAGUCAAGUAAUACAUCUUUAAUUAUUGACGAAACAUCUGACAUCGGCACAGUCAGUAAUCAAGUACAGCAAGUCGUUACAUCUAAAAAGUAUACAGCUGCUAGUUAUUCACACGGUUUUGUUGAUAUUUGGAGUAAUGAAGAUGGGACCGAUCCAGUCUACACACUUCAAUCUCAGCAUAAUUCUGUUGGUCAGAUCUGUCUGUCUUAUCAUAAAACUAUUUUAGGAAUAGUUGAUGAUUCUAUAGUUAAUAUUAUCCAGCCUACUGUUGACAGCGAAAUGAUUGUUACAGAUAAAGUGAAUUUACAAUCUCAUGUGCAGAAAUUACAGUGGUUAGAAUCUGAAAAUCUGUCUGUUAGUUGUGACCCAAUGUUGAUAAUAGGUCAAUAUAAUAAAGUUCACAUUUAUAAUCCAAUGAACUCUUACCUAACAGAACUACAUAAUAUGAUAGAUUCUAAUACCAAAUGUUUUGACUGUCGAUUUCAACCUGAAAUUUUAGCUGUUGGUGUACAUUUCUUAUCUCCUGUAGCUGAACACAAGGUUAAAUUAUAUGAUCUGUCUACAAAACAGAUUAUAUCUACACUCCAUGGUCAUACAUGGAUUAUACAAUGUUUACAUUUACCAGAAGAACAAACACAUACAUUAGUUAGUGGUAGCUGUGAUAGAAAGGUGAGGCUGUAUGACUUACGACAUGGGGGUCAACCAUCAAUAACAUUAAUUGGUCAUGUUGGUGCCGUGAGUUCUGUUCAGGCUGAUGAUUGGAAGAUUGUAUCAAGUGACGUGGCUGGUUUUGUGUCUGUCUGGGAUAUUAGAACAUCCAACAAAUUAUGGGAAUUACAUAACAGACAUCCAGUAGAAUAUUGUCAUUUUCAUGAUAAAUAUUUAAUGGUAGGAAAUAUACCAGGAAAUAAAUGUCCUGUGUUAGACACAGAAUAUGAAUCAGCUACCCACAGAAAAUAUCGAGGAACAGUGCAAGUUUAUGAUUUUCUAUCAGACCAGACCCGUGACGACAUACCUGAUAUCUGUUUAUCCACAUAUGAUCAACCAGAUGCAUAUAACUUCAAUAUCAGACUAGCAAUGCCAUAUGAUAAUUUAUAAUAUUAAAUAAUAUUUUGUUAA
Messenger RNA from Patella vulgata (common limpet), 2295 nucleotides. Its product is annotated as F-box/WD repeat-containing protein 8. Gene Ontology annotation, molecular function: protein binding. The record is from RefSeq and is a predicted model, not a curated record. The coding region runs from base 109 to 2274 and encodes 721 amino acids. The transcript has 11 exons. NCBI's taxonomy places the organism in Eukaryota, Metazoa, Mollusca, Gastropoda, Patellidae.